AAAUUAAAAUGAUUAAAUAAAGGAAUACAUGGAAAUAAUAUCCGUAUCGGUGAACACUUUAUGCUGUAACUACCACAUUAUGUACUGAAAUACAUUGAAACUUGCACUAUAAUUCAUGGUCAUAUGUGAGUGAUUCCAUGACAGGAGUUCAGAAUUUAAAAAAAAAUGUGGUAUCUUGAUGACCUUUUGAAGUUGCAAAUAUUGUCUGAAACGCUGGAACUGUCAUCCUUGGAUACACUCCUGAGCGUACACAACAAGAUCAGUUUGAAAGCAGCCUAUAUACCCGCGCCAUAAGCACCCCGAGAAUAGACGACAACGGCUGACUAGCAUAUAGAUAGUAUACUAUGCUGACUACUGAAGUUGGGUAUUCCCAAUAUUAGUCUUGUUUCAGGCAUAUUUUCCAAAGGAAAAGUAACACAAAUCAGGUCCUCCCCGACAAAUUUCAUGUUCAGAUUUCGGAAAGUAAAUAAAUGAUAAUAAGCAUACCACUGACGUGUAAGUAUGAAGUACUUGGUCAUUUUACUUACUUUCAAAAACUACUUCAGUGCACAGCGCUGUGAAGCAAAUAAACCUUUUCUUCUUCUCUCAUUGCAUCAAUGGACGUGGGAUUAUUUUAAGCGUCUGCAUUAAUCUAUAUUCGAGACGUAUGGUAAAUGUCGGAGUUUGCUCCAUAUAAGUUUAAUAAACCCAAAGUUCUUACCCGGGACCCCUUAUCCAAGUGCUUCUCUUAUAUCAAACUAAAAAAAAUAAACAGGCAUAGUAGACUGGAGUGAGUCUAACGCGUACAAUAAUGGGGAAUCCCCAAAUGAUUAUGACUAAGACAUGAUCGCAGAUCGCAAGCCCGUAGCCUACGCUGUUCAAUAGUUACUCAAAGAACCGGAUAGCAGCAAUACCCACAGAAUUGACAGCUUAGUAAAAAAUAAACAUAAAGUUACAGCUGCAAUAGUGUCCAUACAAAUCAGGAAGAUGAAAGAAAUACUUGCCACCUGUUUUAUCCCAGUUGCCAUCAUGAUUAUACAACAAGUGUGGAUCGUACAUACAUAUCAAGAAAGAAAUGUCCCCGUUGGAGAAAUGGUCGAGUUGGAAUGUCCCUUCGACACUUCGCUUGCAAUUUGGGUUUACUGGAAAAAGGACAACGAGACUAUCUACAGCCUCAAAGUGGAACCACAAGGGGUAACCUCACGGUCAAACGGCACUGAAAGAUACGAGGUUACAAGCCAGGCAAAGUAUUUGACGAUCACGGACCUUAGAGAAACAGAUAGUGGAGUCUAUGACUGCAAAGUGGUGAAAGAUAUUCCUGAAUAUAUACUUGAUUCUGCAAAGGAAGGGAGCCUAGUUCGUCUCUCUGUUGUAGAUCAAGUUGAAGUGGUUCCUUCAACCACUUCCAGCGUUCCGUAUAAUACUUCUGAGAAGAUACCAGUUCCACCGGCUAAAAAGGAAGAUGGAUUAGGAUCAUUAUCUCUAUUGAUUUUAAUCCCAAUCGCCGUUAUCAUAGUGAUCAUGUGCCGUAAGCGUUCACGUAUACAAGAGUACAUUAACGGAAGAUGUAUGGCUGCCCGUAAAAGACGAGGAUACAAAAUGAAUUCGUCUGGUUCCCAUGACGAUCCUGAAGGUGCUCAAAGUGUUCCGUUGGUAAAACCCGAUGAAUCAUUGCGUAAAAAUGAUGAUUCUGGCUCAAAUGCACCGCAAAAACGGAUACAUGGACAUGAUGGAGAACAACAGCAGGAAAAUGAUUCAGUGGAAUCCCAAAUUCAUCGAAGUGAAUUAACCCCAGAAUUUGAUGCUUCUCCAUUUUCAAUAGAAGAGGAAAUUGGGCAUGGACCACCCGACGACGAUGAAAAUGUCGAUGCUGGACCAGGAGAUGGUGAAGAUACACAUCGGGCUUUGAUACAUGGACAUGAUGGAGAACAACAGCAGGAAAACGAUCCAGUGGAAUCCCAAAUUCAUCGAAGUGAAUUAACCCCAGAAUGUCAUGCUUCUCCAUUUUCAAUAAAGACGGAAAUUGGGCAUGGACCACCCAACGAUGAUGAUAAUGUCGAUGCUAGACCAGGAGACGGUGCGAAUACACACCAGGCUUUGAUACAUGGAGAAGGUGGAGAACAACAGCAGGGAAAUGAUUCAGUGGACUCCGAAAUAAGUGAAUUUAUCCCACGUGAAGCUUCUUCUCCAUUUCCAAAUAAGGAGAACUCAAAGGCUUCAGAAUAUCAACUGCCGCUUGUUGGAAAGGUGUUAUUGAUUGAUAUACACAGGGCUAAAAACCAGGACGCCGUCGUGGAGCGUGUAGUGAAGGUGGUACAUGAACAUGUGAAGAUCACAGGGAGGCAAAAGCCUCCGAAAGGUGUAAAACAUCGUCCUUCUCUGGAAAAGUUUGCAAAAGACAGGUAUCCUGAUCAGAGUUUCGCAGAUGACACUAUUCAAUACGUUGUCUAUGUACUUAAUGAACUAGAUCAGAUUCCAUCUGGUCGCUGGAGAGACAGAUGUGAGGUUCUUCUUACGAUGCCUGACAAUCAGCAACAGGACAAAUCAAUGUUCUAUUCAAAGAGCAUCCAUGACUCCAUUCAAGCCUUUUCAGAGAACGAUAGCAAUGACGACAAUCCUGAAAGGCGUGAAAUGUUGGAAAAACGAAUGAAACUCUGGAUGGCCAAUCCUGACAAGAGGAAUCAUGCACGUUACUUUAUUUCCCGUGAGAUAUUGUAUGCUGAUGUGCCAGAUACAGAGACGUUGAAUGAAUCAUUCAUCAACUUUCGGAAGUCUGUACCUAAUGUAGGAUACGAGGUAGGAUAUUUUUACAUACGUACUAAAUAUCAUAGCUAUAGAAGUAAAGUUGGGAAGCCAGUUUGUUGAUUUUCAGAGCUUCUGUAACACGUGAAUUCAUUACCUGCCACGAACGAUGUAAGAAUCUUUUUUAAGACCACGUCGUUUAUAAUUCGCAGAAUAGUUGAUGGUCUCAUCUAGGAUUGAUGUCAAUGUCACGUGAAACCUCGUUUCUCACAACAUGCAUUUCUUAUUAUUUACGUUAUGAGACCACUAUUAGUACAUAUCUCUUAAAACACUAUAAGAUAAAUUGUAACAAAGCGUCAGUUUGUUGAUAGGGUGAGGUUCAUACGAUAUUUGUUAGGGUAUAAGGGUCUGUUUACAAACGGGCUACGACGACUUAUAAAAAGAUUACGCCAUAGACUUUUUUAAAAACCUAUUCUUCAUCCUCGCUUCUUUUUGAUCUCUUCUCCCCUUUUGUUUUAUAUUAACUGAAAAAUCCUUAGAGCAUGCUACCUAUGCCCCCGUGGAGCCGUUCCUGACACCCCAGGUAACACUACAGCGUUGCCCCCCACGUUGCCUCAACAUUGCAUCAUCGAAAAAAGUGCACGCGCAUACAUCGUCAGACCAAAAAACUUUUCCAACGUCAGUUCAACAAUCAGACACGUAUCAUGAGAUCUAUUCCAACCCAAAUUGUGUUGCAAGUACACCCCAUGCCUAUGAGCACAUGCGGAUCAAAGGGGGGCAGCGGCCCGGCCCCCCUCCCGUAUUGGCGGAGUAAAAAGAAAAGAAAAAUGGGGGGAAAAAAGAAAAGAGAGGGGGAAAAAGAAGAGG
This is a messenger RNA of Lytechinus variegatus (green sea urchin), 3588 nucleotides long. RefSeq lists its product as uncharacterized. The record is from RefSeq and is a predicted model, not a curated record. The transcript has 14 exons. Lineage: Eukaryota; Metazoa; Echinodermata; Echinoidea; Temnopleuroida; Toxopneustidae. The coding region runs from base 967 to 2844 and encodes 625 amino acids.